This is a messenger RNA of Vitis riparia (riverbank grape), 4850 nucleotides long. RefSeq names its product ABC transporter C family member 8-like. Gene Ontology annotation, biological process: transmembrane transport. The transcript is spliced from 11 exons. Lineage: Eukaryota; Viridiplantae; Streptophyta; Magnoliopsida; Vitales; Vitaceae. The coding region runs from base 248 to 4657 and encodes 1469 amino acids. The record is from RefSeq and is a predicted model, not a curated record. Gene Ontology annotation, cellular component: vacuolar membrane; plant-type vacuole. Gene Ontology annotation, molecular function: ABC-type transporter activity; ATP binding; ATP hydrolysis activity.
UUUUCCCUCCUUUGUUUCAAUGGUCACCCACCCUUAAUGUGUAGGCUUUAUUAGUAUACCUGGACCUUGAAAAUUAGCCUUCUUUCAUUACAAGUUGAGACUUUUUGUUGGUGUUUGGUGGAAGUAUAUGUCCAGUGUGUGUAAAUGUACAAUGGACAAAAGUAAUGGAAUAUCAUUGAUGGACUUUUCCUUUUUGUUUGUAAAUUUUUCCAUUUGCCUUUAGAUUUAUGGGUUGCAUUUAUGUAAUAUGCUUUAUUGUUCUGAUUUUGUCUAUGGAUGUACAGGUGGAUUCUCCUGGAAUUCUGGGGAAGGGCUUGAUAUGGGUUUCUUUUGUGUUCAGACAACUAUAUUAGAUGUCUUGAAUCUGCUAUUUCUUUCUGUUUUCUGUGUGAUUUUGGUUAUGGGUUCUGUUAGAAAAAAUGUGAUUUUUGAGCACAGCAGGAGGGACUGGGUCUCUGGGGGUGUUUCAAUCUGCUGUGCUGUUGUUAGCAUUGGAUAUCUUAGUGCUGGUUUGUGGGAUUUGUUUGUGAAAAAUGAAGGGUCUGGGCAUUUGAGUUGGUGGGUUUACUUUGUUAGAGGGCUGGUUUGGAUCUCUCUUGCAGUUUCACUGCUUAUUCAAAGACCCAAGUGGAUCAGAAUUCUUAGUUCUCUCUGGUGGUUGGCCUUCUUCCUAUUGGGUUCAUCUCUAAAUAUCGGAAUUCUAGUGAAAACUCACAACAUUCAAGUCUUUGACAUGGUGCCAUGGCUUGUGAACUUCUUGCUUCUCUUUUGUGCAUUCAGGAUCAUUUGUCACCAUGAUUCUCCAGAUACCCCAGAUAGGAGUGUUUCCGAACCUCUACUAGGGAAAAGGCCUGUGAAAAGCUCAGUAGAAUUAGGCAAGAGUAGCUUCAUUAGUAAAUUGACAUUUUCUUGGAUUAAUCCUUUACUUUGCUUGGGUUACUCGAAACCUUUAGUUCUAGAAGACAUUCCUUCUCUGGAAUCAGAGGAUGGAGCUGAAUUAGCCUACCAAAAAUUUGCUCAUGCAUGGGAACAGCUUCAAAAGGAGAAAACCCCGAAUAAUAGCAGUAACUUGGUUCUACAAGCAUUAGCCCGGGUCUACUUGAAAGAAACCCUUUCUGCAGGGAUUUUUGCUUUGUUUAAGACAAUUUCUGUAGUGGUUUCUCCUCUGUUGCUCUAUGCUUUUGUAAAAUACUCAAAUCAUAGUGGGGAAAAUUGGCAUGAAGGCGUGUUCUUAGUGGGGUGUCUAGUCCUUAACAAGCUGGUUGAAUCCUUGUCUCAAAGGCAUUGGUUCCUUAAUUCUAGGAGGUCUGGGAUGAGGAUGAGGUCAUCUUUAAUGGUGGCUGUAUACCAAAAGCAGCUCAAGCUUUCAAGUUUGGGAAGGGGAAGGCAUUCAACUGGGGAGAUUGUGAAUUAUAUUGCUAUCGAUGCUUAUCGAAUGGGUGAAUUCCCUUGGUGGUUCCACACAAUGUGGAGUUUCAUCUUGCAACUUUUUCUGUCCAUUGGAGUCCUUUUUGGGAUUGUGGGUCUUGGUGCUCUUACAGGUUUAGUCCCUCUUCUCAUUUGUGGACUUCUUAAUGUGCCAUUUGCUAAGAUAAUACAGAGGUGUCAAUUCCAAUUUAUGAUGGCCCAAGACCAGCGACUCAGGUCUACUUCAGAGAUCCUUAACAGUAUGAAAGUUAUCAAGUUACAGUCAUGGGAAGAGAAAUUCAAGAACUUGAUUGAAUCCCUGCGAGACAUCGAAUUCAAAUGGUUAGCUGAAGCACAUUAUAAGAAGUGUUAUUGCACUGUACUGUAUUGGUUGUCCCCAAGCAUCAUCCCUUCGGUUAUCUUCCUGGGGUGUGUGGUUUUCAGGAGUGCCCCACUAGAUGCCAGCACGAUAUUCACCGUUCUUGCAGCAUUGCGGUGCAUGUCAGAACCUGUGAGAACCAUACCUGAAGCUCUAUCUGCUUUGAUCCAAAUCAAGAUCUCUUUUGAUAGGCUCAAUGCAUUCCUGCUAGAUGAUGAGGUCAAAAGUGAAGAAAUCAGGAAAGUUGUAGUGCCAAAUUCACAUUACAGUGUUAUAGUGAAUGGUUGUGGUUUCAGUUGGGACCCGAAAUCGACCAUCCUAACACUCAGAGAUGUAAAUAUGGAAGUAAAAUGGGGGCAGAAGGUUGCGGUUUGUGGGCCAGUUGGAGCAGGGAAAUCAUCGCUCUUAUAUGCUAUACUUGGAGAGAUACCAAAAGUUUCAGGAACCGUUGAUGUAUUUGGUUCAAUCGCCUAUGUUUCUCAAACUUCUUGGAUCCAAAGUGGGACAAUUCGCGACAACAUUCUUUAUGGAAGGCCAAUGGAUAAAACCAAGUAUGAGAAAGCCAUAAAAGCAUGUGCCUUAGAUAAGGAUAUAAAUAGUUUUGACCAUGGCGAUUUAACAGAAAUUGGUCAGAGAGGGCUUAAUAUGAGUGGAGGACAGAAACAGAGGAUUCAACUUGCUCGAGCUGUCUACAAUGAUGCCAAUAUCUACCUCCUGGAUGACCCUUUUAGUGCAGUAGAUGCACAUACAGCUGCAGUUCUUUUCAAUGAUUGCAUCAUGUCUGCUCUAGCGCAAAAGACUGUUAUUCUUGUGACUCAUCAAGUGGAAUUUCUAUCUGCAGUUGAUAAAAUUCUGGUAAUGGAAGUUGGACAAAUAACUCAGACAGGAAGCUAUGAGGAGCUUUUUGCAGCAGGGACGGCAUUUGAACAGCUUGUAAAUGCUCAUAAGAAUGCAACAACAGUUAUGAAUCUUUCAAAUAAAGAAAUCCAAGAAGAACCUCACAUGUUGGAUCAGAGCCCUACCAAAGAAAGCGGUGAAGGGGAGAUUUCCAUGAAGGGUCAACAAGGAGUGCAGCUUACUGAAGAAGAAGAGAGAGAGAUUGGUGAUGUUGGGUGGAAGCCUUUCUUGGAUUAUCUCCUUGUCUCAAAGGGAUCAUUCCUUCUGUUUUUAUGUAUAAUAACCAAGUCUGGUUUUAUUGCCCUUCAGGCUGCUUCAACUUAUUGGCUAGCACUAGCCAUUGAAAUGCCAAAAAUCAGCAAUGGCAUGCUAAUUGGAGUUUAUGCUGGACUGUCAACACUAAGUACUGGCUUUAUAUAUCUGAGGUCUUUCUUUGGAGCCCGUCUAGGAUUAAAAGCUUCUAAGGCCUUCUUUGCAGGUUUUACCAACUCCAUCUUCAAAGCUCCAAUGCUCUUCUUUGACUCUACCCCAGUUGGGCGCAUUCUGACUCGAGCUUCCUCAGAUUUGAGCGUUUUGGAUUUCGAUAUACCUUUCUCCAUUAUCUUUGUAGUAGCAUCUGGUCUUGAGCUUCUAUCAAUAAUUGGAGUUACAGCCUCAAUCACUUGGCCAGUUCUCAUUGUGGCCAUUUUUGCUAUUGUAGCUGUAUAUUAUGUUCAGGGGUAUUAUUUAGCCUCUGCAAGAGAGCUAAUAAGGAUCAAUGGAACAACAAAAGCCCCCGUUAUGAGUUAUGCAGCUGAGACAUCACUUGGAGUGGUCACUAUAAGGGCUUUUAACAUGGCGGACAGGUUCUUCCAAAACUACCUAGAGCUCAUAGACACGGACGCAAAGCUGUUCUUCUAUUCUAAUGCAGCCAUUGAAUGGCUAGUUUUAAGAAUAGAAAUCCUCCAGAAUCUGACUCUAGUCACUGCUGCUCUUCUUGUUGUUCUACUUCCGAAGGGAUAUGUAGCUCCAGGGCUUGUGGGGCUCUCUCUUUCUUAUGCUCUGGCACUGACUGGUACACAAGUCUUCUUCUCUCGAUGGUAUUGUAACUUAUCAAAUUAUGUUGUUUCAGUUGAAAGGAUCAAACAGUUCAUGCACAUACCAUCAGAGCCCCCUGCAAUUGUGGAGGAAAAAAGGCCACCAACUUCAUGGCCUUCCAAGGGCAGGAUAGACUUGCAAUAUCUGAAAAUAAAAUACCGCCCUAAUGCUCCUCUAGUUCUCAAAGGAAUUACUUGCACGUUUAAGGAGGGGACUAGAGUAGGAAUUGUUGGAAGGACUGGAAGUGGCAAAACUACGCUGAUAAGUGCUUUGUUCCGACUAGUAGAGCCUGAAAGUGGGAAAAUCUUCAUAGAUGGACUUGACAUUUGUUCCAUAGGCCUGAAGGAUUUGAGGAUGAAGCUUAGCAUUAUCCCUCAGGAGCCCACUCUUUUCAAGGGUAGCAUUCGAACUAACUUGGACCCUCUAGGCCUUUACUCUGACGAUGAAAUAUGGGAGGCUCUUGAGAAGUGUCAGCUUAAGGCAACAAUCAGCAGCCUCCCAAACUUACUAGACUCAUCUGUGAGUGAUGAAGGUGAGAAUUGGAGUGCCGGGCAACGCCAGCUCUUCUGUCUUGGAAGAGUCCUCCUUAAGAGAAAUAGAAUUCUAGUUCUAGACGAAGCCACCGCAUCCAUAGAUUCUGCCACUGAUGCAAUUCUACAAAGAAUUAUCAGGCAGGAAUUCUCAAAUUGUACAGUGAUAACAGUAGCUCACAGAGUUCCCACAGUCAUAGAUAGCGACAUGGUCAUGGUCCUCUCUUAUGGGAAGCUUGUGGAGUAUGAUGAGCCCUCAAAUCUGAUGGAAACCAACUCCUCUUUUUCAAAACUUGUAGCUGAAUACUGGUCCAGUUGCAGGAGGAAUUCCUCCCAGAGCUUCAAUUGCUACAAACAGAGGUCUUAAUGACAUUGUUGAAAAGAAAAAUAUGUAUCAAAUGGUCACCUCUGACUCUAGGGUUUCUUAUGUAACCACAAGUAGAUUGUGCACAUUUUCCCUAAUGUGGCAUGUAAGAGCAUAAAGCUAUCUGUUUCUAUUCUUUGAUGAGAAAUGUGUUUAUGUUAUUAAGAUGAUGAGAUAAUUCUAGAGAUUGGUAGAA